Dunckerocampus dactyliophorus (ringed pipefish) is the source of this 1842-nucleotide messenger RNA. Its product is annotated as oocyte zinc finger protein XlCOF19-like. Gene Ontology annotation, molecular function: DNA-binding transcription factor activity; RNA polymerase II cis-regulatory region sequence-specific DNA binding. The coding region runs from base 256 to 1296 and encodes 346 amino acids. Gene Ontology annotation, biological process: regulation of transcription by RNA polymerase II. NCBI's taxonomy places the organism in Eukaryota, Metazoa, Chordata, Actinopteri, Syngnathiformes, Syngnathidae. The record is from RefSeq and is a predicted model, not a curated record. The transcript has 2 exons.
UAGUAUACAAGGAAAGGGCAGUUAGCAGUAAUUUUCGUCUUUAAGUCCGCGUUAAUUCCUGCAUUUCUACGUUUGUUUUUUAUAACCCAUAGCAAGUUACUCGUUCUUCGUAUCAGAACAAGCUCGUUUCUGUGAACUUUGAAGCUUGUCGGGCUAGCUUAGCUUGCUAGCUGCCAACAAAGCGACAUCGGAAGUGAUCAACACAUCGCUAAGCAGAGCUCGAGUGUGAGUGUAAAGUGUUGUGAUUGUGUGAAAAUGUGUAAAGUACAAAUGCUGAGAGCGUUGGUGAAUCAGCGACUAACUGUGGCUGUUGAAGAAAUGUUUGUAGUGUUGGAAAGAACGAUAGCAGAGUACGAGGAGGAACUUUCUCGAACAAAAGAGGAGAACGAGCGACAACGUCAACUACUGGACGCUGUUUUCAAGAAACAUCAAGUUGUGUUACACAGAGCAGAUGAAGACAGUAUUGGAGAAGAGGAGAAGCACAGAAUCAGCCAGGAGGGAGACCAUCUUGAAGGACUGGAGCAGUUUCCAGUGAUUGGUGUCCCUUUGAAGAGUGAAGAUGAUGAAGACAAAGAUGAAAGUGAGGAGAAGAGAGAGGUGGAGCCUCCAAGCAGCAGCUCAACUCAACACAUGACAACAGAAGCUGAUGGAGACCACUGUGGAGGAUCACAAGCAGACAACCUCUUAGCUCCACUAUCAGAUAGUGACGACACAACGUCACACUCUCCUGACACUGAUGAUGAAGACUCUAAAGCUGAUAUGACAUGUCACACUGACAACACACACUUUAAAUGCUCUCACUGUGACAAAACAUAUAAACAACACCGUAUGCUAAAUAGAUACGUGAUGAGUCACACAGGAGAUAAACCACUCACGUGUUCAGUUUGUGAUAAAAGAUUCUCUCGGAAGAGAUAUUUGACAGAACAUACUAGUCAACACACUGGAGAGAAACCUUUUUCCUGUUCAGUGUGUAGUAAAGGUUUUGUACGAAAUCAACAUUUGAAAACACACAUGACAAAACACACCGGAGAAAAAACGUAUUCAUGUUCAGUAUGUGGUGAAGGUUUUCGACAAAAUCAUCAUUUGACAAUACACACGAGAACACACACUGGAGAAAAACCAUAUUCCUGCUCAAGCUGCAACAAAAGCUUUUCUCAACGAAUAGCACUUGUAGUACACAUGAGAACACACACCAGUGAGAAAGUGUUUAGUUGCAGUGUGUGUGAUGAAAGAUUCCGUAAUAAGCACCAGCUUAACAACCACAAGUGUGCUGGUGAGAACAGCAGCAGUAAAUGAAGCUGCACGACCUUAAAUAAACUGUCAAGAUAUUGCUAACUUUGACUCGCUAACAGCAUCACCAUGUGACAUCAUUGUGUGGAACACAAUCUUGUUUUUAUUUGUUUCUACUAUGUAAGUGUAAUACAAAUAAAAAACAGUUUUAUUUCAUCCAAUUGCAAAUUUCAGACAAGAAGAGAGGCAGAAAAGCUGUUGUUGUAGCCCUUAGCCUGGUUAGCAAGCCAGUCUGUUAGAAUUUAGCAUCUUUUCCCUCUUAGCUGGUGUGUUUUCCUGCUCUUGUCCGCUUUCCUCUGUCUGUCUACCCCUGCUUUUAGUUUACUGUACAUUGAAUGGUUGUUGUCCAUUGUUCAUUUGUGUUGACCUCACUUUUUUCACCUUUUUUAUGCCGAGAAAGGCAGCAAGGGGUGGUGGUGCUGUCUAAAUGCAGGAAGUCUGCAAAUUCAGCAAUUUUUACUUAGGGAAAUGUUAAAAACGAUUGGAAUCAUACAAAUAUUAAAUAUUAAUAGAAUUUGUGAUUAAAUUAUUUAAUUUAAAAUAUAUUUAUAA